Molecule: messenger RNA, 1488 nt
Organism: Striga hermonthica
Lineage: Eukaryota; Viridiplantae; Streptophyta; Magnoliopsida; Lamiales; Orobanchaceae
Source: the annotation of a GenBank genome assembly
AUGCAGGCGUGGGUCCCACUAUUCGAAAUUUUCCUAGAUUCACCAUGCCCCGAGAGCGAGGCCUCACUAUGGCUACAGAAGAACUUCAAUCCUUCGUCCAAUUCAACUCCCAUUUCAACUGCCUCUCUCAUUUCACUGCUCACAAGACCCGUUGAGUAUUCUUCUACUCAGGGAAAAAAGGUUGUGUGGAUAGAGACACUGCCAUGUACGGUCCAGGCGAGGAUUUUCUCGUUUCUUGCGUACGACCAUCGGAGGUUCUGCAGAAGGGACCUGUGCAGGCUUGCCCAAGUCGUGCUGAGUGGGGAAGGUGUUCUCGAUUUCUGGGUCAAGAAAGCUGCUCAGCAGCUGCUCGAUUUAUUGUCCAUGUCGAACAAUAGAUGGAUUUCUCAUUUGAAUUUGGAUUCCAAGGAAGAAAACACGAAGGAGGAGUUAUUCAGCUCGAUGCCUGACUGGCUCAAAGAUGCCGGUAAAGAUGGCGAGCGGAUGUUCCCAUGGCUUCCUAUGUUGCUGGACGAGUUUAACGAGAAUAUACCCAACAGCAGUAGUGGAGUGUUAGGUACUGAAGGCAAUUUUUCAGUUGACAUUGAUGAGAGUAAUCGAGAAAUAGAAUUAGAUGAAGUGGUUCGAGAGGUUAAUGUGGAUGAAAUGAGUCUUGGCGACCCUAUAGACGAGGCAGUUGAGAUAAAGGCGAAAUCUUUGAAAACGCGGCUUCUAAAUCUCGAAUCCGCUUCGAAUGCUUCGGAAUUGGCGAAAGAAAUUCGAGAACUUUGUUUCCGGACCAAAAGGAGUUCGUUGGUAAUUUUGACCUCGGUUGAGCCGUGGAUCGUGGAUGACGAGACUGCAGCUGUUUUGAUUUCUCAUUUGUGCAGUACAACUGAAGUUUCCGAAGAGCUCGAUUGGCCGGCUCGUGUAUUGUGCUCGGUGGUCCUUCCCAAGUUUCUAGCCCUCAAAGAGCCGUGUUCUCGUGUUCUAAUGAUGGCAGUAGUUGAAUUCUGCAAGGCACACCAGAGGGCGGCUGAGUAUGCCCUUUUGUUUCCGUUGAUUUUGCGAAAGGAGGGCUUAAAUAAUCCCAUAUGUGACGUGAUCACUAGGAUCAUGAAAGAUUGCUUGCACCCGGCCCAAGUUUCCGCAUUUUGCCAGAAAGUUCUGUGUGAGGACGGAAAUGCACAGAGGUUUGUGUGUUUGGCUUGCCACAGGUGUUUGGUUGGUGAGGAUUUGGUGUAUACAGAAUCAUUGUUUUGCCUUUGGCAAAACAUCUUGACUUAUAAUGUUCGUUUGACGCGGGAUUCUGUUGAUGAGCUUGUCAGACGGGUUUGUGAGUUCAGCGAGAGGUAUUCCAAGUCUUUGCGAUUUGGAAAUUUCGUUUUGUGCCUGGUGAGCAAGUGCAGUGUAUUUGUGAAACCGCACAAGUUUUUAUUGGCUGCUGCUGUUGAGAAAACCGAGUCCUUGGUGACAAAGUCGAUACUAUCGAAAUUGUCUAGCUUGUAA